This is a messenger RNA of Bipolaris zeicola 26-R-13, 720 nucleotides long. RefSeq lists its product as uncharacterized. Bases 1 to 720 code for a protein of 239 amino acids. The record is from RefSeq and is a predicted model, not a curated record. NCBI's taxonomy places the organism in Eukaryota, Fungi, Ascomycota, Dothideomycetes, Pleosporales, Pleosporaceae. The transcript has a single exon.
AUGACAAUCCCAACCCCAACCCCAACCCCCUUCCCCAUCCUCAUCUUCACAAAAACAACCUCCUACCGCCACACCUCCAUCCCCUCAGGCCUGGCUCUCUUCCAGCGCCUCGCCUCGCACCACGCAUCCCUCUCCGUAACCACAACCGAAGACUCAUCCAUCUUCACCCCCUCAGCCCUCGGCCCUUACCGCGCCAUCAUCCUCCUGCAAACCCUCGGUCCCGCCCUGCUUUCUGCCGACCAACUCUCCGCGUUCAGAGACUGGCUGCAGCGCGGUGGCGGCGUGGUAGCUAUCCACGGUGCGGCAGCGGGGAUGCCCGAGGAUGCCUGGUGGGGAAAGAUGAUCGGUGCGAAGUUUCUUUCGCAUCCGGAUCCAGAAGUUGGAUCGCUGGUUUUGGAUUCAGCGGAGGUGGAGGAGCAUUUUGUAUUGAGUGGGUGUGGGGGUAGGCAAGGGUGGAAAGAUGAGUGGUAUAAUUUUCAUGAGCAUCCGAGGGAGAAUGCGGGGUUGGAGGUUUUGCUGAGGGGGGAUACGAAGACAUUUUCGGGAGGGAUGCAUGGGGAGGAUCAUCCGUUGGUGUGGUGUCAAGAGUUUGAGGGGGGAAGAGUGUUUUUUACGGCGUUGGGGCAUUUUGAUGAGGCGUAUGAGGACGAGUGGUUUAGUGGCAUGGUGGAGAGGGGGCUGUUUUGGGUUGCGAGGCGGGAAGGGGAGUUGAAGAAGUAA